Messenger RNA from Colletotrichum orchidophilum, 5628 nucleotides. RefSeq lists its product as uncharacterized. Gene Ontology annotation, molecular function: protein binding. The transcript is spliced from 3 exons. NCBI's taxonomy places the organism in Eukaryota, Fungi, Ascomycota, Sordariomycetes, Glomerellales, Glomerellaceae. The coding region runs from base 1 to 5628 and encodes 1875 amino acids. The record is from RefSeq and is a predicted model, not a curated record.
AUGUCAGUCUAUCGCGUUGCCGGCCUCCCCACUGGCCUGUCCAAGGCCGGCGCGAAGGAGAUACUCGACGAGGUUUUUGGUACAGAGACGCAGACGAUAGUUCGCUCCCUGGGUCUGUAUCCCUAUACGGACUCCCUGUUUGCGACCGUCAUGUUCUUCCCCGUGCCGAGUCCUUUGCUGGAAGGGCAUUCCUGGAAAUUCGACAAGACCCUCUCAUUCGAGGGCCACGUACGGCGUGUCCAGCUCGAAAUCGACACGGCUUUUCUCGGUUUCACUCCCUUGAAUGUUGUCGAAGACACUCAAGAUGACAGGAUCGACUGCGUCGUCGUCAGUGGCCUCAGCAGUCACCCAUUUGGAUCAUGGAAAGAGAGGGGUGGCCAGUUCAUGUGGCUGGUUGACGAUGACACAGCGUUCCCCUCCAACGUCCGCGUCCUGCUGUACGGCUACGACACAUCACUCUUUGGGAGCGAGUCAUUUCAGACUGUCACCGACAUUGGCGAGCGGCUUGCCACCUCAGUCCGCAGUGUACGAUCUCUGUCCACGGAUUCAACGAAAGUCAAGCCUCGGCCCAUCGUGUUCAUAGCUCAUAGCCUGGGCGGACUGGUCGUCAAAGAAGCCAUCCAUAGCUUGGCAAAGAAAGACGAUUCCAACGCCAAAUGCAUAUACGGCUUGGUUUUCUUCUGCGUUCCUCAUCAAGGGCUGCUGGUCGAGCCCUGGCUUCGCCUUAUCAGCGAACAGCCGAAUCGGCAGCUUGUGGAGAACCUCAAGCCCAAGUCACCUUAUCUAAAAAAGCUAGACAAAAACUUCAAAGCCGCCAUAGUUCUCAAGGACUUGAAAGUGGUAAGCAUUUAUGAGACAAUGACGAGCCAGACUACCCACAAGGAUAGUAGCGGAGCCGUGGGGCGGACCGGAGAUAGAGAAGUCUUGGUUCCCAUCAGCUCGGCUCUGGGUGACUGGCCAGAGUCUGUGAUUCAUGGACGUGUGGCCAUCAAUCGCACCCAUGACAACCUCCCCAAGUUCCGGGGCCGCUUCGACGAAGACUACCAAACAGUCAAACAUUGCUUACAAGAUAUCUGGGCAACUGCCGUUGAAGAUGUCCAAAAGAGAUUCGCAGCCGACGAGAAGCCAACCAAUUCGAGCGUCCCUUCUGUGGAGAAGGUGCAGGAAUCUUUGUCAGAAAAGGAGGUCCCUAUCGGACUGAUACCGCUUUGGCCGAGUCCGGAGACGGAGGAGGUGGUCAAUAUCCAAACAGAGGUGGACUUAAUCGCCAUCCAUGGUCUCGGGGGCCACGCCAUUGAGACUUGGACUGAAGGGGAUAGAUUCUGGCUGCGAGACUUUCUGCCGUCGGAUCUGCCUACAGUCCGCGUCUUGACCUUCGGUUUUGAUGGAUCGUUAGUCUUCACGGCCUCAAAAUCCAACAUUCCCAAUAUUGCCACUCAGCUGCUAUUUAGUAUCAAGCAACUGCGGAGAAGGAAAGCCGAAGCGGCCGAGCGAAAAAUCAUAUUCGUUUGCCAUGGGUUUGGUGGCAUCGUCUUCAAGCAAGCCAUGGUCAUGGCCUGCGAGAGUGAGAGUCGAUACAGUGAAUUCGGAAAAUCCGUUGCAGGUGUUAUAUUCCUCGGCACACCGCAUAAGAAAGCUGAUAUUGGCUACUGGUCCAAAUUACUGGCAAAGGCUGCCCUUCUCCAUGAGCUUCGGCCGGACCUGUUGUCCAAUCUUGACGAAAGGGCCAUUGAGCUGGGAGCGAUUUGCUCUGGUUUCGUGGAACGUGGCAUGCCACCAGGCUUACAGGUUUUCAGCCUCUAUGAACAACGCAUUACUGCAAAACUUGGGUCUCUGGUCGUCGACGAGUCCUCGGCUAUUCUCCAUCUGACUGCAGAGACUCCGCUUCCCCUGAACGCAGAUCAUGACAACAUGUCUAGAUAUCUCACCGAGUCUAAUCCUAACUAUAUGACAGUGUUCAACUGCAUUGCUGAGUGGCUGCUCGACCAUCCUGAUUUUCAAUCGUGGACUAAGCCACAAGGCCACCAAGUCACUUGGCUUCAUGGGCCACCUGGCUCGGGCAAGACGGUGCUCAUGAGAGGCAUUGUUGCUCACCUGAUCGAGCAGAGCGAGUCAUCCGGCGACACUGUCAUUCGAAAGCCACUUUACUUCUUUUUUGACGACAAGAACUCUACCCGGAAAACAUCUGCAGCAUUUGUGCGUUCUAUUUUGAGCCAGAUUCUGGUUGACGAACGAACGUCGUAUCUCAUCAAGUUUUUGGAAGGUCGGGAUUACAAAGAGGACGCAGAAAUGGAAGAGAAUCUCUGGAUAUGUCUCUCAACUGUGAUUGAGAGAUCGCGAGGGAUUAUGUUCCAGUUUGUUAUUGACGCGAUUGAUGAAGUGCUGCGUAGCAGUGCUGGUGCACCAAUUACGAUACUCGACAGACUCGAGCAGCUCAUCACUCAGGAUCUAAGUGGCCGGGUUAAGCUGAUGCUCUCUGACCGCAAGAUGCCGCAGAACGAGUUUAUGGAGACGGCUAUUGCUAUCAUUGAUGUUGACAACGACUCUAAUCGGCAAAGCGUGAAGUCUUUCGUUGGCGGUCAGAUACGAAAACAUCUCCAAAGAUCGUACAUCUCAGUCAGUACUGGAGAAGUCGUGGAAAAUAAGAUCAUGGAGAUAUCUCGAGGGAACUUUCUGCAUGCUAGACUGGCAUGGGAUCAGCUCUCUGAGGGUAUCACAGAAUGGUCCCGAGAUCAGAUCUACAAGAGCCUGGAUCAGCUCACUACAAUUUCCCGCGGUCUGGUCGCGGCCUACUGCAAGCUCCUUAGCAGCAUCCCGAGAGCGCUGCGAAGCAAGGCCAAGGCAUCUUUCGCCAUACUCCGAAUCAGUCAAGAGAAGCUAACGUCUCGCCAACUUGCGUUUCUUGCCACCUUACACGACCAAAAGUUGGAUGAGCGGCCAUCACUAUGGUCUGAACUUCAUUCGCAGAGUGCUGACUUUGAGAAUUAUCUAGCUGAGGCUUGUGGAUAUGUCAUAAGAAGAGCUGAUGAUGGUUCGGUUGACUUCAACCACGUUUCUGCCAAGGACUUGUUCACAGACAGUAUGGAGGGCCUCUCACCCGAGGAGCAACAAGUCAUUUCAACCUUUGCUGUCUCAGACGCGGAUGCGCACGCCAUGAUGCACAGUUUGUGUAUGUCUAUCUUCCGAUUGGAGAAUCGAGAAGCAGAUUACUGGCGCCGAAAUCGGCAAGAUAUGAGGCAAGCUCAGGGCAAACUCAGAGCGUCAUUCGGAGUCGGCAUCUUAUCUAUCAGACAAUCACUCGAAAUAGCCGAAUUGGGCGUUACUCGCAUUGAAUCGAUUGCUAGAACGCCUUGCUUCACCUACGCAAUCCGACAUUACAUCAGUCAUUACGAAGGCGCGACGCCCAGUCCCCAUGCUGACAGUGCACUGGUCUCGUUCAUGCCUAGUCGACAGGCGUACUACUGCCACAGGAUGUGGUUAGAGAUUCGUACCUACGACACAGACCACCACUUGAACAGGUCCAAGUCGGUGCAUACAGAGCGCGACAAGAAAAGCACUAGCUCCAAGUUGUCGAAAAGUGCAGCUCUAUUUCGGCUCAUGGCGCGAGGAGACUGUCCACAGAUCGUGAAGGGUCUCGCGGCUCAAGGUGCCGAUAUCAAUCAUGUGGCCGGCUCGGAUUUCGAAUGCCUCACACUGUUGUCGUGGGCCAUCAUCUGCAGACGGAAGGACACUUUUUGCGCGCUUCUGCGAGAUGAAAACGUGCUAAUCAACUCCAGUCCAGACAGGGAUUAUGGGCCGCUUCAUCAUGCAACUCGUUGCGUAGACGAUAUGUUCUAUAUCCAAAGGCUGCUAGAGCAUCCCGACACAAAUGUCAACAUCCUUCACGCAUUAGACACACCGCUUCACCAGGCGAUCAAGUCCAAGAACCUAUCGGGAGUCGAAGCACUUUUGGCCCAUCCAGAUAUCGAUCUUAGCAUUACAGAUUUGGACAACGAGACUCCCUAUUUCAAGGCAUUUAAGCAUAAGAUGUGGGAACCGCUCCUGAUAAGAAUGAUGACGAUGGUCUCUAAGAGAACCUUAUCGAAGGCAAUAUCCGGGACCAGCCCGUUACUCAUGGCUGGUAUACACGGCUGGACACAUGUCGAGGAAUCCAUUCUCAAGAUGUUUCCGAACCAAGUGCUUAUGCAGGAUCCAGACACCAAGAUGAACGUGUUGGCGCACUACGCUUUCUAUGGCCGUCGAGAGAAGUUGCUCUGGAUCAUGAACCGUCUUCCAAGUCAACAUGCCUCAUUACGCAGCGAAGCGGACCACUAUGAUCUCCUUCAUCUGUGUGCAAACCAGAACUGGGAAGACAUUGUGCAUCUGAUGCAGCGGAAAUACCGUCUACAGUCUCUUUCCUCGGACCAUGUGGGGAGAACACUUCUUCACUGGGCACUGGAAUACAACUGGGAUUUCGACCGGAUAGAUCUCAGUCAGUACAGCAUGGCCGACCUCAACAAAAUGGAUCGCGACGGGUUGACGGCAGUCCACAUCGCCGUCACAAGCAGAAACAUGGCCGCCUUGGAAAUCUUGGUUGCCUCAGGGGCAAGUUGCUUACAAAAGGACAAGACUGGCAUGUCUCCCGCCCAUAUGGCCGCCGAUCAAGGCUACCGCGCCGCCCUGGAAUACUUCAUCGACAGUCCGCAUGCCGAUUUUGGGACCACUCGGACCGGCGCCAGCCUCCUGCACCUCAUGGCCCUGUGGUUCGACGGAGCCAUGGUCCGUCGCUUCGUCACCUCGCGAAAGGCGACGCUGAACAUCAACGCCGUCGACCUCGAGCGCCGUACCGCGCUACACUACGCCGCCAUGGCCAACAACGCGUCCGCAACCGACGCGCUCGUGGCACUGGGUUGCGGCAUCAAUGAACGCGACAACAAUGGCAAAUCACCCCUUCACGAGGCGAUCCGCGGCGGCGGCGCAGACGCGGCCUUGCGCCUGCUGCACCUCGGCGCCGACUGGCGGGCCACAGACGCAUUCGACCAGACGUGCCUGCAUCUGUCUCUCCGAUACGACAGCGACAGUCUUGUGUCGCGGUUCCUGCGGCUGGGCCUGGACAUUGGCGCCGUAGACCGGUUCGGAAUGACGCCGCUUCAUCGGGCGUGCGGUGCGGGCAAUGUAGACCACAUCCGCGAGCUACUUCGCAAAGGCGCCGUGUGGGAUGCACGGAACAUGUAUGGGCGCUCGCCGCUGGAGUUGGCUGUGGAGGCAAGGACCAAGAGCACCGUACAGACCAUGGUGUCGUGGGUGCUGACUCUGAAGAGGGCGCAAAUCAGCGGAAGCCAACGCAGGGUGCGGCGAUACCUCGACAGUGCGCUCAAGCUGGCCUGUGAGCUGGAAUGUACGCAUAUCGGGAGCAUACUGAAGGAGGCUGGUGCGGAUAUCGACUACAGCAAGGUCAAGGUUAAGAGGUUGUAUCGGAUCGGGCCCGUAGCGGAGCCGGGUCGUGACACUCUUGUGCCCAUAGGGGAGGGGAGCGGGUAUCCGUUUAGAGACUAUGAUUUGGCGGGCUUCUCUGGAGGGAAAUACCGUGCCUCCUACCAUUACCUGGACAACGAGAUAUCUUGGAGCGAUGGUAGCUAUCAAGAGUAG